CGGCUCUCAUUUCCACCUUUUAAUAGCAAACGGGACUGAUGAUUGUAUCAACAAGUUCUUGUCGCUUGUUCGGUCGGUUUUUCAUAUGAAGCUCCGUUUUCACAAUUCGUUCUCACUGCGCAGACUCGGAUCUACUCGCUACUUCCUGCAUGCAGAAGGCCAGUCUCCAGUGUUGACAUCAGAAAAUAUCCGGCAAGACAACACGAGCACCCAUGCACUGCUGUAAGAAAAAGAAAGAGUUCGAGGUAAAGAAGAUUCAGGAAUGGCUGCUGAUGUUGGUUGUAAAAAGUCAGCUGCUGGAUAUUUAGCUGAUCGAAGGCAGUGAGUGAGCUUCAACAGUGACUCCACCACAAACCUUCCACUUUCUCAACCGGGUUCAACAACAAUAACAAGAACAACACAUCUCCCAAAAUGCAUACUAGCUGUGACAUCCACCAAAGUCACAAGGACAUGGAUGACUCAUGCCUCACCUCCACAUUGCCCCUUGGCUGGAUCAGAGAAGUAAGGCAGCGGAAAGAAGGGAAGACAGCCGGCAAAAUAGAUAUCUACAAUACAAGUCCCCAAGGGCAGAAGUUCCGCUCAAGAGCAUCCCUGCGUGCUUUCCUCCUAAAAGAUGGAGAAGGGAACUUAGAUAUAAACCUCUUUGAUUUCACCGCAUCCAAGGACAAUGUUGUCACCACUUCACAAUUACUCCCCUCCCAAGUAAAACAGAGGAGAAGAAAGAAAAGGAAUGCAGAUGGACAGCAGAUGAUAACAGAAGAUGCAACAACAAAUAAAUCUGAAAGAGCCCCUUCCUCCCUCAGAUGUGAAACUAAAGACAGCAAAGUAAAGAGUGCAACUGUGAAGUGUGAAACUGCACCUACGACCACAGAGGAUGAUGUCAAACUGCAGAAGAGCCCUCAGAUGGCGGGUCAGACUUUGAGAGAGAAGCUACUCAGACUGGCUCCUUCCAGUAACCAACAAAACACUCUCAUUGUUCACAAGGACGAAGAGGCAGACUUGCAGCCUUCUAUCCCGACUCUGAAUGUGGAGCCUGCCACUGAGAGAAAGAACGAGGGUGAGGAUGAACGAGACGGAGAUGAGAUGCAGACUCACAGCAAAGGUGACAACAAGUCUAAUUCUGAACUGGAGGCGGUCGCUGAAAGUCACCGAGAUGAGGAAGGCGAGGUGUUGUUACCUGACAUCACUGGUGGGAGCUGCACACCAGUGAGAUAUUCCCAGAAUGAUGAUCUACACUGUCUGACACCUUAUACAAGUAGAAGUUCAAAGUCCAAGAGUAUGGAAGACAAGCGAAAAACAAGCCCUUAUUUCAGCAGGAAACCCACCAGAGAGGGCCUAAGCCCACCCAGAAGGAAGGCCUUCAAGAAGUGGACACCCCCUCGCUCACCCUACAACCUGGUACAGGAAACCCUUUUCCACGACCCUUGGAGGCUCCUAGUGGCCACCAUUUUUUUGAAUAAGACCAGUGGCAAGAUGGCCAUACCAGUACUGUGGCAGUUCUUUGAACGUUACCCGUCUGCAGAGGUGACCCGUGAGGCCGACUGGAAGCCCCUAUCCGAACUUAUGAAGCCACUAGGCCUUUAUGAGCUUAGAGCCAAAACACUCACUCGAUUCUCAGAUGAAUAUCUGACUAAACAGUGGCGUUACCCCAUCGAGUUGCAUGGUAUUGGGAAGUACGGCAACGACUCCUAUAGGAUCUUCUGUGUGGGCGAGUGGAGAGAUGUGCAACCUGAAGAUCACAUGUUAAACAAAUACCACGCCUGGCUGUGGGAGAACCAUGAAACACUUGGAAUCUGAAACACGUAAUAUGAGGAACUGCAAGGAAGAUUUGAUGUGGUGCAGACAAGAAAAUCAGUCACACAUAAAUCACAUAAACAAUACACAUAAAAGUAUUAGUGUUAUGAUGUACAUGCAAUAUUAAAACUGGACACCUUUCAAAGUAUGCAGUUAUAUUACCUCUUCCUUUUAAAAUGUUUUUUUUUUACUUGAUGUGUAAUAAAAUGUUUGGUAUAAAAGUUG
This is a messenger RNA of Etheostoma cragini (Arkansas darter), 2019 nucleotides long. It is a transcript of the gene mbd4, whose product is annotated as methyl-CpG binding domain protein 4. The transcript is spliced from 8 exons. Gene Ontology annotation, molecular function: DNA binding; pyrimidine-specific mismatch base pair DNA N-glycosylase activity. Bases 412 to 1797 code for a protein of 461 amino acids. NCBI's taxonomy places the organism in Eukaryota, Metazoa, Chordata, Actinopteri, Perciformes, Percidae. Gene Ontology annotation, biological process: DNA repair. Gene Ontology annotation, cellular component: nucleus. The record is from RefSeq and is a predicted model, not a curated record.